This is a messenger RNA of Aphanomyces astaci, 663 nucleotides long. RefSeq lists its product as hypothetical. NCBI's taxonomy places the organism in Eukaryota, Oomycota, Saprolegniomycetes, Saprolegniales, Verrucalvaceae. The record is from RefSeq and is a predicted model, not a curated record. Bases 1 to 663 code for a protein of 220 amino acids. The transcript has 3 exons.
AUGCCGUUCGGGUUCAUGGUUCGGGCCAAGCACCCCAAGCGACUCGAUCGAAUGAUUUACGCCUCUCGAGCUAUGAUGGCUACGGUCAAACAACCGCCCUCAGUCCGUGGCGCUCGCACCGCGACAUGCCGCCCGAAAAUCGCGGCUUUUAUUGCACGAAGCUUUCUCGUGAAUUCGACCAAAAUGCGGUGCGACGCGAUUUUGUCCUCCUACCCGGAUGGGUGGCGAUCCCGCCAGGACAACUCCCAACGCACGGCGGUGAUCGACGAAAUUAACACGGUCAGGGUAGUGAACGUUUCCACCCCGACAAAAAACCCACCAAUCACCCACGCUGUGGUCGUGGAGAUGGCUGUGGCGGUCGAUCAACCCAUCAACAAGUUGAUGUUGCCCAUAGCGAUGAACACCGAGGCGGCCUCUCCCAACGUGGUUAUGACCACGGCAGUUAUUCUAACCGUGGCUACGCCCAAGGCAGCCAUUUCCAACGAGGACAUGCCCAAGGCGGCCAACAAAGAGUUGCGUCUUCGAGCCGACACGAUCAACGUGAUGAAAGUCCGUUUCGCCACCACAACGAGCCACUCGCACGAUCGGCCCGCUAAGUCUUUCAAUGAUGGUUAUCAUUGUUUGGCUCCUCCAGAGCUCUACCCCGUCCAAAAUCACCGGUGA